CCGACGUCAGACUCGAUCCUGCCCUUCAAUGUUUUCUCUCCUUUUUACCGAGCAAACUAACGGAUAUUGUCGCCGCUGGCGCCCGACGUGGGUCGGAGGGCGAACAAAGACGAGUGGCGGACAAAGCUGCAACGAGUGGAGAUGAUUGUGUUUCCUGUUGGGCGCGGGGCGGGGUGAUGUUUCUGUUCCGGUAUAAAAAGCAAAAUGGAUCCCAGACGAGCGGCGGAGCUGUGGCGCGACCAAGGAGACAACAAUGAGGGCGUAGCGAGGGGACGACAGUGAAGACAAUGAGGACGUUAACGUUAUUUCCACUAUGUUGUCUCCUGCUGGUUACCGGGCGAGCGUGGGCCGCCGGGAACCAGACCGUGGACGGCAGCCGGUACAUCAUCAUCGGGGACGGCUCGUCCAACGAAUUCGAGUUCCCUGAAAACACCAACGGCGUGAUUGUGGUGUCCAGCUUGUACCGCAGCCCCAGCGGGAAAGAGACGGUGACGGUCCGCUCCUUGGACCCGGAGGUGCUCUCCAUCCUCAACGUGACGGACGCCGGCCACGCCGGACCCACGAAGAGCUACGUCAUCAGCAUCCGCUCCGGCUUCCCCGGCCAGGCCCAGCUGGAAAUCCGGCUCCUCCUGGACCCGGACCGGGACUCCGCGGUGCUGAUCGAGGAGCGGACGGACUACUCCAUCAUCGUGGCGGCCGGUCGGGAGGACUCCGCCACGCGGCUCGUCCGCUCGGGCGGCUUGGCCCAUUUCUCGGAGAACCCGGUUCUGUUCGCCUUGCUGCCCCUCAUCUUCGUCAACAAGUGUGCCUUCGGCUGCAAGGUGGAGGUGGAGGUUCUGAAGGCGCUGCUGAGGAGUCCGCUGCCGCUGCUGCUGGGGGUUCUGGCCCAGUUCCUGGUCAUGCCGCUGUACGCCUACUGCGUGGCCCGCCUGGCCGUCCUCCCCAAAGCGCUGGCCCUGGGCUUGGUUAUCACUUGCUCCGCCCCCGGCGGCGGAGGCGGGUACCUGUACAGCCUCCUGCUGGGGGGCGACGUCACCCUGGCCAUCUCCAUGACGCUGGUGUCCACGGUGGUGGCGGCCGGCGCCAUGCCGCUUUCGUCGGCGCUGUACGGCCGCCUGCUGGGCGUCCACGCCGCCCUCCACGUCCCCUUCGUGAAGAUCCUGCUCACCCUCCUCUUCAUCGCCAUCCCCAUCUCGCUGGGCAUGAUGGUGAAGCUGCGCCUGCCCGCCCUGACCCGCGUCCUGCUGGGCCUCAUCCGGCCCUUCAGCUUCGUGCUGAUCGUGGGCGGCAUCUUCAUGGCGUACCAGAUGGGGGCCUCCAUCCUGGCCGACGUCAGGCCCCAGAUCGUGGCGGUGGGGGCCACGGUGCCUUUGCUGGGCUUGGCGGUGGGGGCGGUCCUGGCCAAGCUGGCGGGCCUGGCCCCGCCGCAGAGGAAGACUGUGAGCAUCGAGGUGGGCGUCCAGAACAGCCUGCUGGCGCUCGCCGUCAUGCAGCUGUCCUUUCGCCGCGCCGAGGCGGACUUCGCGUCGCAGGCGCCGUUCAUCGUGGCGCUGAGCAGCACCUCGGAGAUGCUCCUCAUGGUGCUGGCCUUCUACACCCGACGCUGGUUGUGCGGCUCGCACGCCGCCGCCAGCCACACCUGAUUGUAGCUUUUAUUUGGACAAACGCAACCUGUUGGGGGGGGGGGAAAAAGCUGUUUCACUUUUAUCGACUUUUUGUGGAUCCCCUUUUUCAUACGUUUUCACGAAAAAAACAAAAACAAACCAAAGGCCUUCUUCUACCCCUCACAUCUUUCUGGGAUCUUUUCAGUCAACAGUGGAACCCCCUUAAGUCGACAACGCCCGUUUAUGCCUACAACUUUUUUGUUCCGUUUAUAUUGACAAUCCGCCUGCGCCGACAACCCAUUUAUGUUGUCAACCAAUUUAUCCCAUUCAGAUUGGCAUCCUGUUUAUAUUGAGAAGCUGUUUAUGUUGACAGCCCAUUUAUGCCAUAGCCCCGUCUCAGAGGUCGACAACCAAUUUAUGUUCAUAUUGGCAACCUGUUUAUAUUGAGAACCUGUUUAUGUUGACAGCCCAUUUAUGGUAUAGACCCGUCUCAAAUGAAAAUCACCCGUUUAUGUUGACCACCAUUUCAUGUCAAGCCAUUUAUGUUUGCAACCAAUUUAUCCCAUUCAUAUUGGCAUCCGGUUUAUAUUGAAAACCUGUUUAUGUUGACAACCCGUUUAUGUUGACAGCCCAUUUAUGCCAUAGCCCUGUCUCAGAGGUCGACAACCCAUUUGUUUGCAACCCAUUUAUCCCGUUCCAAUUGGCAACCUGUUUAUAUUGAGAAACUGUUUAUGUCGACAACCCAUUUAUGUUCAUAUUGGCAACCUGUUUAUAUUGAGAACCUGUUUAUGUUGACAGCCCAUUUACGGUAUAGACCCGUCUCAAAUGAAAAUCACCCGUUUAUGUUGACCACCAUUUCAUGUCAACAAUCCAGUUAUGUUGACAGCCUCUUUAUGCCAUAGCCCUGUCUCAGAGGUCAACAACCCAUUUGUUUGCAACCCAUUUAUCCGGUUCAUAUUGGCCUCCUGUUUAUAUUGAGAAACUGUUUAUGUUGACAACCCGUUUAUGUUGACAGCCCAUUUAUGCCAUAGCCCCGUCUCAGAGGUCGACAACCCAUUUAUGUUUGCAACCCAUUUAUCCCGUUCAUAUUGGCAACCUGUUUACGUUGACAGUCCAUUUAUGUUACAAACCCGUUUCAAAUGACAACCACCCGUUUAUGUUGACCACCAUUUUAUGUCAACAAUCCAUUUAUGUUGACAGCCUCUUUAUGUCAUGAGCCCGUCUCAGAGGUCGACAACCCAUUUAUCCCGUUCAUAUUGGCAUCCUGUUUAUAUUGAGAACCUGUUUAUGUUGACUGCCCAUUUAUGCCAUAGCCCCGUCUCAGAGGUCGACAACCCAUUUAUGUUCAUUUUGGCAACCUGUUUAUGUUGACAGCCCAUUUAUGAUAUAGACCCGUCUCAAAUGAAAAUCACCCGUUUAUGUUGACCACCAUUUCAUGUCAACUAUCCAGUUAUGUUGGCAGCCCCUUAAUGUCAGCCCAUUUAUGUUUGCAACCAAUUUAUCCCGUUCAUAUUGGCAUCCGGUUUAUAUUGAGAACCUGUUUAUGUUGACAGCCCAUUUAUGCCAUAGCCCUGUCUCAGAGGUCAACAACCCAUUUGUUUGCAACCAAUUUAUCCCGUUCAUAUUGGCAUCCGGUUUAUAUUGAGAACCUGUUUAUGUUGACAGCCCAUUUAUGCCAUUGCCCCGUCUCAGAGGUCAACAAUCCAUUUGUUUGCAACCCAUUUAUCCGGUUCAUAUUGGCAUCCUGUUUAUAUUGAGAAACUGUUUAUGUUGACAACCAGUUUAUGUUGACAGCCCAUUUAUGCCAUAGCCCCGUCUCAGAGGUCGACAACCCAUUUAUGUUUGCAACCCAUUUAUCCCGUUCAAAUUGGCAACCUGUUUACGUUGACAGCCCAUUUAUGUUACAGACCCGUCUCAAAUGACAACAACCGUUUAUGUUGACCACCAUUUUAUGUCAACAAUCCAUUUAUGUUGAUAGCCCCUUUAUGUCAUAAGCCCGUCUCAGAGGUCGACAACCCAUUUAUCCCGUUCAUAUUGGCAUCCUGUUUAUAUUGAGAACCUGUUUAUGUUGACUGCCCAUUUAUGUCAUAGCCCCGUCUCAGAGGUCGACAACCCAUUUAUGUUGUCAACCCAUUCAUCCCGUUCGUAUUGGCAACCUGUUUAUGUUGAGGCAUGUUCAUGUUGACAACCUGUGUAUGUUGACAGCCCAUUUAUGUUAUGGACCCGUCUCAAAUGACAACCAUCCGUUUAUGUUGACCACCAUUGUAUGUCAACAAUCCAGUUAUGUUGACAGCCCUUUAUGUCAUAAGCCCGUCUCGGAGGUCGCCAACCCAUUUAUCCCGUUCAUAUUGGCAUCCUGUUUAUGUUGAGAACCCGUUUAUGUUGACAGCCCAUUUAUGUCAUAGCCCCGUCUCAGAGGUCAACAACCCGUUUAUGUUGUCACCCCUUUCAUCCAGUUUAAAAUUGGCAACCUGUUUAUAUUGAGAACAUGUUCAUGUUGACAACCCGUGUAUUUUGACAGCCCAUUUAUGUCAUAGACCCGUCUCAAAUGAAAACCACCCGUUUAUGUUGACCACCAUUUUAUGUCAACAAUCCAGUUAUGUUGACAGCCCUUUUAUGUCAUAAGCCCGUCUCAGAGGUCGACAACCCAUUUAUCCCGUUCAUAUUGGCAUCCUGUUUGUAUUGAGAACCUGUUUAUGUUGACAACCCGUUUAUGUUGACAGCUCAUUUAUGCCAUAGCCCCGUCUCAGAGGUCGACAACCCUUUUAUGUUUGCAACCCAUUUAUCCCGUUCAUAUUGGCAAACUGUUUAUAUUGAGAAAAUGUUAAUGUUGACAACCCGUUUAUGUUGACAGCCCAUUUAUGCCAUAGCCCCAUCUCAGACGUCGACAACCCAUUCAUCCCGUUCAUAUUGGCAUCAUGUUUGUAUUGAGAAACUUUCUGUUGACAGCCCAUUUAUGCCAUAACCCUGUCUCAGAUGUCGACAACCCGUUUAUGUUGUCAACCCAUUCAUCCUGUUCAUAUUGGCAACCUGUUUAUAGUGAGAACAUGUUCGUGUUGACAGCCCAUUUAUGUCAUAGACCCGUCUAAAAUGUCAACAGCCCGUUUAUGUUGACCACUAUUUUAUGUCUAGAACCCAUCUAUGAUGACAACCUGCUUAUGUCAUCAACACAUAUCUUGUUUAUAUUGUCAACACAUUUAUGUCAACAACGCCCCGUCUAAAGUGCUGUCCACUUCAUUUUGGCAACCUGUUUAUGUUCACAAUAGGUCUAUGUUGACAGCGGGUUUAUGUCAUAGACCCGUCUCAAAUGUUAAAAACUAAUUUAAGUCAUUUAACAACCCAUCUAUGACAACAACCUGCUAAUGUCGUCAACACAUCUAUCCUGUUUAUAUUUGCAACCCAUUUAUGUCAACAACACCCAGUCUAAAGUGAUGACCAUGUCUAUGUUGACAGCCUGUUUGUCAUAGACCCGUCGCAAAUGUCAACAACUCAUUUAUGUUGACCACCAUUUUAUGUCAACCCAUCUAUGACAACAACCUGUUUAUGUCGUCACCACAUCUAUCUGUCUAUAUUGAUAACCCGUUUAUGUUGACAGCCCAUUUACGUCAUAGACCUGUCUCAAAUGUCAACAAUCCAUUUAUGUUGACCACCAAUUUAUGUCAACAAUCCAUCUAUAACGACAACCUGUUUGUCGUUAAAACAUCCUUUUUGUUUAUAUCGACAAGCUGUUUAUGUCAACAACACCUUGUCUACGGUGACAACCAGUUCAUAUUGGCAACCUGUUUAUGUUGACAACCCAUCAAUGUUGACAAGCUGUUUAUUUUGACAUAUCCUUUAUAUUGACAACCCAUUUAUUUCGACCACCCGUUGAUGUCAGUGACUACCCGUUUCUGUUGACAGCCCAUUUAUGUCAUAGACCGUCUCAAAUGUCAACAGCCCAUUUAUUCCAUUCAUAUUGGCAACCUGUUUAUAUUGAGAACCUGUUCUUGUUGACAGCCCAUUUAUGUCAUAGACCGUCUCAAAUGUCAACAACCCAUUUAUUCCAUUCAUAUUGGCAACCUGUUUAUAUAGAGAACCUGUUCUUGUUGACAGCCCAUUUAUGUCAUAGACUGUCUCAAAUGUCAACAACCCUUUUAUGUUGACCACCGUUUUAUGUCAACACUCAUGUAUGACAAUAACCUGUUUGUGUUGUCACAAAAACUUGUCCUGUUUAUAUCAGCAACCCAUUUAUGUCAACAACACCCGAUCGACAGUGACAACCUGUUCAUAUUGGCAACUUGUUUAUGUUGAAAACCCAUCGAUGUUGAAGAGCCGUUUAUUUUGACGGAUCUUUUAUAUUGACAACCCAUUUAUGUUGACCACCCGUUUAUGUCUUGGACAACCUGUUUAUGUUGACACCCUUUUCAAAUUGACAACUUGUCUAUGUGGGCCAACUCCUCAAAUCCUUGUGUUAAGAUUACGAGAAAGCGCUAGCUCAAGUCGACAUCGACCGCUUUUGUUGAAUUUGAGAACCAAAGCAAAAAUUUCUAUGAAAAGUUCUUUUUUUAUCCUCCAUUCUGUCCAUGAUGUCUCCUGACAAAGUCACAAGUAAAAUGCAUAGUUUGAGUUAUGACACCAAACGCUUAUGUCGAUGCAAAUCAGUCAGUUUAAGGGAGGUCGACUUAAACAGGUUCCACUGUAUUGGCUUUAAAAAAAAAAAAGAUCCACUGUGAGCUUAGUGAAGAUUCUCAAGAAGAGAAAACAUUUAUGAAAAAAAAAGUAUAUUUUUCUAUUAAAUGCCAUUUUGUAAAGAAAAACAAAGAUUAUAUUGUUUCAUGUUUACAAGCUUCAACGUGUCUUAAAGUGACAACAACAACGUUUCAAAUGAAAAUGUUUGCUACUGAUUGUGUUUCAUGGAAAUGUAUCCGCUUACUUGAAUACUUCAGAGGAGAAAGGAAGAGGAAAAAAAGAAUAAAAAAGAAAAACUUUGCAAAGCACGACGUGUGUGUGUGUGUGUGUGUGUGUGUGUGUGUGUGUGUGUGUGUGUGUGUGUGUGUGUGUGUGUGUGUGUGUGUGAAGUGGUUGUUUGCACUCAGAGGUCGGAAAAAAGUAUUCAUACCUUUUUGAACUUUUAACACAUUUUGUAACGACCACAAAGGAAAACAUUUUACUGGCAUUGUAACGGUGUUCCUUUUUAAGAAUAAAAUGGUGUAAAAACAAAAAA
Nerophis ophidion (straightnose pipefish) is the source of this 6807-nucleotide messenger RNA. RefSeq names its product P3 protein-like. Gene Ontology annotation, molecular function: bile acid:sodium symporter activity. Lineage: Eukaryota; Metazoa; Chordata; Actinopteri; Syngnathiformes; Syngnathidae. Gene Ontology annotation, biological process: bile acid and bile salt transport. Bases 288 to 1643 code for a protein of 451 amino acids. Gene Ontology annotation, cellular component: membrane. The record is from RefSeq and is a predicted model, not a curated record. The transcript has 2 exons.